This is a messenger RNA of Trichophyton verrucosum HKI 0517, 582 nucleotides long. RefSeq lists its product as uncharacterized. Bases 1 to 582 code for a protein of 193 amino acids. The transcript has a single exon. The record is from RefSeq and is a predicted model, not a curated record. NCBI's taxonomy places the organism in Eukaryota, Fungi, Ascomycota, Eurotiomycetes, Onygenales, Arthrodermataceae.
AUGAUACCAGAUAUGUUAAUUGUCGUCAGCUCUUCCCCCGGCUGCUGUGACGAGGCUGGAAUUCCUCGGAAGAGAUCUCUACCCUCUCUCUCUCAAAUACACUCGUCACUAUAUCCCAAAAUACCAAAAAAGAAAAAAAAAAAGAAAGAAAGAAAAAAGAAAGAAAAGGGAACACUAUUUCCUUUUAUACCUCUCUGCUUUGUCUUGUUUUAUCUUCCCCGUUUUAUGUAUGAUGGUUGGUCUGUUUAUGUUGCUUCUCUCGUUUUUGUUUUUUUUACUCUUGCCUACUCCACGGAUCUUACCGAUGCUUCAAACGUGCUACAGGACCACACGAGCGCUCUCUUUCUUUUGACUUUUGACCGGUUGGAAAAUCUCUUUUUGAUCUGUGUUGCUAUAUAUCCCCUUCUCGUCCACAUUGCCCAGUUCCAUCUCAUUCUCCUUAUGUGUUUGUUUUACUCUUUUUGCUCCCCUCCUUUCAUCUCUACAUGCCCAGGUCAGUCAUCCUCUAGCCCCCGACCUGAAUUUCCUACUCCUUGCCCCGUUUCCUUUUUCUACUACCGCACCUUUUUACGAGACAUCUGA